Dothidotthia symphoricarpi CBS 119687 is the source of this 620-nucleotide messenger RNA. RefSeq lists its product as uncharacterized. Lineage: Eukaryota; Fungi; Ascomycota; Dothideomycetes; Pleosporales; Dothidotthiaceae. The transcript has a single exon. The record is from RefSeq and is a predicted model, not a curated record. Bases 114 to 521 code for a protein of 135 amino acids.
ACACGGCCGACCCACAUCACCGCAGUCAAAAUCUGCACAUCGUGAACUUUUCAUCAACCACACUUUUCCUGACGCCAUACUAGUUUGGUCAUUCCUUUCAGACCUCUUGCAGCAUGCAACAGGGCUUUGUGUGGCACACUACAUACUUGGUUGUCAACUCUGCAACGUUUUUGGUUGUCACAAACUCCACCCCCGCAUCUGCAGGUUUGUACGAGCUCUCUACUUGCUCUGUAUAUCAUUUAUUUGAUAAGGCUCACCUGGUCAGUGGUACUUGUCAAACAUCGCUACCAGUGGAGGCAUCAGGGUCUGACAGCCUGUCAUGUCUGUGCGUAUCUAUGGCAGUAGUCCUGACCAGAAGCCAAGCCUGUCACUGUCAUACUCUCCGGCUGUGCAGGUUGUAUUUCUGGCAUAGGGUUCUCUUGGCCGUACACUAUCAGAGAAUAACCGUGUCACUACAAUAUGACCAUAUCACUCAGGCACAGCACGGACAAGUCGCCGACCGCGGCGACGACAGUUCGUGAUCCGGGAUGUUGGUCAAGCCACUCGGAGGGAUCCAAAGAUCCCAUCAAUCCAAUCGCAGAGCUAGUCUUCUGUGUUUCGUUUUGUACCUUCGCGAGGAC